Messenger RNA from Morchella sextelata, 339 nucleotides. RefSeq lists its product as uncharacterized. The transcript has a single exon. Lineage: Eukaryota; Fungi; Ascomycota; Pezizomycetes; Pezizales; Morchellaceae. Bases 1 to 339 code for a protein of 112 amino acids. The record is from RefSeq and is a predicted model, not a curated record.
AUGACUUCCCAAAUUUUCCCAGAGUCCACCCUCCUUCAUAACGAGUUGAAGGAAAUAAUCUUUACUCUCGUCGCCUAUGUCACCCGCCUCAAGGACGACCGGUCGAAAAUCAGAUCCCUCAUUUUAAAGAUGAACUCGCAUCUCGUCGAGUUGGGCUUUGACAUCGACAACAAUGCCCUCGGGGGGGCAAAGCCUUCAUCAGAGCUAUAUGCGAUCCUGCAAGAUAAGGAAAGGGCUCAAUUGCUCCUGGUCGGGAUGGAUUGCGACUAUGAGCAGCUGAAUAUCAGAUUAGAGAGGCUUAUCGAAGCCGAGAGAGCGUUUCAGCAGCGGCUGAUGUAA